This is a messenger RNA of Peronospora matthiolae, 444 nucleotides long. The record is from the annotation of a GenBank genome assembly. Lineage: Eukaryota; Oomycota; Peronosporomycetes; Peronosporales; Peronosporaceae.
AUGGACUCGUCUCUGUUUACCGCCGCUCGCAUUAACAAGUUCUCCGGAACAAACUUCCAUGUGUGGAAGUUCAAGAUGCAAAUGGUGCUGGAGGAGCGAGACCUGUGGGACGUCGUGAGCGGCGAGGUCAAGAUCGAGCACUGUACAAGUACUUUGGACCAAGCGACGUUCAAGCGAAAGUCGCGAAAGGCGCUAGCGAUAAUAUGUCUUGCGAUGGAGGAUUCGCAGUUGCCACUGGUUCGCUCGGCGAAGGACGCGUAUGAUGCAUGGUCAAGUCUGGAAGGACACUACGAGAAGAAAAGCUUGGCUAAUAAGCUCUUCCUUCGUCGCCGGUUCUUCACGACAAUGAUGGGAGAAGGUGAUGACGUGCUGGAGCACAUCAACAGUGUAACGGGGCACCCUGAAGCUUGUACUGGUGACAGUACAAGCUACUUAUUCCGAUAA